AGCGCCUGGUUUCCUUGCACUGAAACCCCGCCCCUCUCGCUUCUUCUUCUCUCUUCUUCUUCUUCUUCUUCUUCUGUGGUUGAAUCAGUGAAUCCUGACACCAUUUCUCGGUCUGGGAAUGUUGAUUUCCGCUUGCCAUUGAGGUUUAUGGUCGAUUAUAUUGUACAGCAGCUACAAAGGAUUGUUCGCUAUUCAGGAUUGUUGGAGAAGUGAGAAAUUCGGACCGUGAUUUUGUUACACACUUGCUGGGGGCGGGGUUUGGUUUUCUGAAGGGUUUUUGCGGUUAUGGAUCAACCUAAAGCUCAAGCCCCAUUUAUGGCUGGAGAGAAGGAUCCGGUGGAUUUCGUGGCUGAUCAAGAGCCGUCGUCUCAAAGCAGUGGCGGUGUGAAGACCCCUGGGAAUUUCAUGAGCUUUUACCGAAGCUCCAGCAGCGAUAAGUUGACAGGACCUGAGAUGAAAGAGGAAGGAACUGGACGAGAGGGCAAUCCGAAGGGUGGGCUGAUAAUCUCCGAGUUGGAUGGGCCCAGAGAAGGUGCUGAAAUGAACGACCUGUAUUCUCCUCAAGCUGAUGUUUCUGGCGGGGCUGUGCCGAAACAGAAUUCUAAUGGACAAGUGCCGAGCUCUGAUUUGGAUGGAAACAGAGAGGGUGCGGAAAUGAACGACUUGUACUCUCCGGCAGCUGGAGGAGGUACUUCAACAUCGGACCAACACAAUUCAUCACAGCACAUGCCGAAUAAAACGGCAGCUGGUGCCGACGAGCAUGAGCGACGAGGAGAAGAGGGCGGAAGCGCUGUCAGUCGGUCGGGCUUGGUGGAGGUCAGCAAGGGGAUGGCAAACGAGGUCGGAGAAUCUUUUGUGACUGCUCGUGCCCGCGUCAUGGAGAAAUUGUCUUUGAUGCAACUGCCAUCGGAAUCUCUUGAAGGUGUGCGCAAGACGUUUGAGACAGGCCUCAAGGGCGCGUACACUACUACCAGAGACGCCGUUCAACGCACGAAGCAAAGCAUACUUGACAUCCUGCCUUCCUCUCUCUCCUCAUCAAGCGCCACCGAAGCACGCAAGGUUGUUGAAGACAUGGAAAAGGACAUGUUGUCAAAUUCAGAGGCGGCGGGCGAAGACGAUGCAGGUCUUCCCACGUCCGAGACUGCUCCCAUGUUUAUGCGCGCCAAGUUGUGAAGGUUAUCAAUGUUGCUACCUUCUGUUGGGACAAUAAGUUUUGUGGCAACAUCUGUAGAUACUGACUAGCAAGAAGUGACACAUUCACGCUGUUAAAAGUAGGCAUUGUUAUAAAUGCUUAGUCCUACCUAACAUCGGCAUCUUACCUGCUCCUUUGAAGUAGCGGAUUAGUUGCGAGGCAGAGCGAGGUUGCAGAAGUGAGCAGAGAGACAAGCUCUGCUGAUAAGCAGAGCUAUGAUUAUGUUUUGCUUAGACCCACUGCAUCUUCGUGGUGCACUACUUAAGAGUUUUUGGUAAACUGGGUUGAACUUGAUCGUCAUCUCCUUCUUAGAUUUGAGACGGAGUUAUGAAACCAAGGUUUCAGUAAUAAAUCGAGAUGCAAUCUAUGAACACAAUAGCAACAAGCAUGAUCAAAGAAGCUAAUUACAA
Physcomitrium patens is the source of this 1602-nucleotide messenger RNA. RefSeq lists its product as uncharacterized. The record is from RefSeq and is a predicted model, not a curated record. Lineage: Eukaryota; Viridiplantae; Streptophyta; Bryopsida; Funariales; Funariaceae.